Brassicogethes aeneus is the source of this 2098-nucleotide messenger RNA. NCBI's taxonomy places the organism in Eukaryota, Metazoa, Arthropoda, Insecta, Coleoptera, Nitidulidae. The record is from the annotation of a GenBank genome assembly.
AUUUUUUUAGGGCGGCGAGCCAGUGGGCCCGGGCAUGGAUUGCCUGCAACUCCGCCAACCAGCCGGGCCGUUCCACUAUCUCAUCAGCGAGCAGGCCAAGUCGCUGGUCGCGCUGCAGGAGCUGCAGCAUGAGGUGGGCGCGCUGCUCGAGUUCCGCGACCUCGUCAUGGAGACCUUCCCCAAUCUGCGCACCAAGCUGGCCUCGUCCACGCCGUCCACGAUGACCCACCACCACCACCAUCAUCACCACUCGUCCAACAUCCCGGUAUCGAUACGAACGGGCGAUUGGACGCCCGGCGUGCGCGUCAGGAAGAAGCUAGGCGGCAAGGACGAGGGUAGAAAUAAGAAGAGCGGCGAUAUUGCCAUACAGGAUUCUGGAUUUAGCACGGAGACGUCCAGCAAAGAGACGCAUAGUGCUUCAUCUACGGCACCGCCUCCAUUAAGUGCACCAGGUGCACCUGAAAUCGACGAGGCCGAAGACGAGCUAUGGAACCUUUUGGACGUGAUCCAUCGAAAGGGCACCAGGUUAAAGGAUGAGGUGGAAGCAUUGCAAGGCAGCUUGAGGGACCGUUCUCAGCUGGAAGACGACGAGGACGAAAUUGAAGGCGGCAAGUUCCAACGCGCCCUUUUCCACGCGUCCGCUGACGAUGUUCGACAGCUUCGCAAGGAACGCGACCACCUCCUCGACCGGCUCGCCGAGAUGGAGGCCGAGGUGCUCGCGGGCCGCGUCCACACCUCCCGCCUCCAGGAAGACCUGGAGAACUUGCUUUCUGCUAAACAGGACCUGGAGGAGCAGCUGAAGGCGGUGGUGACGCAGCGCGGCGAAGUUAACUCGCGCAUCCACGAUCUGCAUUUGCAGUUUGUCGCAAAAAGUGCGGAAAAAUCGUCCGGAACCGCGAACAGUGCAAGAAAGGACUCAACGGCAUCGUCGUCGUCCUCGUCUAGUCAAAGGACGCCCAAAAAAUCCAGUCCGCUCGAUACAGUGCUCGGUGAUAGGGUUCCGAAGGUGCCAAUUCCAGAUUCCAGAAAAUUCGCCGCCAUACUUAAGGAACGCGAUCCCCUGGUGUUGCAGAAACAUCUUCUUACUUCUACUGUCCAAAAUCAGGCUUUAAUCUAUCAGUUAGACUCGGCUUCCAGAUUAAAAGAAAAAUUAGAUAAAGCAAGAGAGGAGAACGAUGAACUACGGUUUCAGCUUGAAGACAAAAACAUAGAGCUAGAAGGUACGCGAGCGAGAGUCAGGGUGCUAGAGCACCUGCAGAAACCGCUAUUGAACGCUAGCACCUCCCCAGACAUUAUUCCCGCUCUAGAUUCGUCACCAGCCGAUAACCAUCAGAUUCUGUCCAGGUCAGAAAUAACGACGGCUAGCAUGAAAGCGAUGAGUCCGCUGCCCAUGAACUUGCAAGCUGACCAUUCUAGCAGCACCGAGUCCGCCCACGAUCAGUCGGAGAACGCCAGGAAGACAAAGAGGCCCAGCAAAAUACCAUUGAAGAGUUACACGGCACCCAAGCCGCCUGGAGGUAAACACAGUCCAGCACCAAGUGCACGUAGUCGUAGCGGCGAGUCGCCCGGUAGGCCGCACAGUGCACAGUCGUGGCGAAAUCAGCGCAGCACCGACGCCGCCAGUUUGAACAGCAAAUCGCGAAACAGCUCGCUUAAUAACAGGGAUAGGGACUCUUUAGUACAACGGGGCACGUUGAAAAAGUCCUCGUCGACGACGACGCCGCCCAGCAAGUGGACGAGCGGAGGAGCACCAGGUGCCGCCUCCGUCGCCGAAAAGAUCGACUUAGGCCAUCCAAUAAGAAAAUCUCAAUCUCCAUGGACUCUUUGUUCGUAUAGCAUUGACUUGGAGCACCCGACUUACAUGGACUCGCUUGAUCGGCAAGAUUCGGUUCCCUGUUCGGCAGCCACCGACACGUCGGCCAGCCAACGAUUCCAAACUGCAAACACGUUUUUGUGGAACGCUGGCGGCUCGAGCGAGCGCGAGUUUUAUGACAGCAUUGAUUCGAAUAUGGCGUCCAGUUUGUAUCAGCACGGAGAAGAGUUGGCCGAGUGCGACUCGUUGGAGAAGCAGGUGUCGUAUGGAUCGGAAAAAAUUUAA